Pan troglodytes (chimpanzee) is the source of this 3547-nucleotide messenger RNA. RefSeq names its product myosin IG (gene MYO1G). Gene Ontology annotation, molecular function: actin filament binding; microfilament motor activity; ATP binding. Gene Ontology annotation, cellular component: cytoplasm; myosin complex; microvillus. NCBI's taxonomy places the organism in Eukaryota, Metazoa, Chordata, Mammalia, Primates, Hominidae. The record is from RefSeq and is a predicted model, not a curated record. The transcript has 22 exons. The coding region runs from base 414 to 3470 and encodes 1018 amino acids. Gene Ontology annotation, biological process: endocytosis; actin filament-based movement; actin filament organization.
GACUCUAACGUGCUGCCAGGGUUGGAAGCCAACCCACGGAGUCUUGUCUCCUGCUUGUGGGUGGAGGGGAGCUUCCGAAGGAGGCCAGCGAAGAACCCUCCAAAGCGGGGAGGACCCAGCAUCCGGCCCCUCACCCCUGGCGUGCAAACGGGUCAGACCGUUAGGCACAGCCUCCUUGUGGGGCGCAGGGACAGGAAGCAGGGUUUAGAGCACCUCGAGGGGGAAGGAGUGGCAAGUGCGGAGGGCAGCCCCUCCCAGGACUAGAACCCACUUCCUACUUUACACCAGCACUGGAGGAGGCUGGUGGGACAGGGCGGGGGCGGUGGGGCCUCCCCUAGCCUUCCCUCCCCGUCUCCUUCACUGUCCUUCCAGCAGGCACAGGAAGGUGAGGCAAGGUGUUUCCAGCCGGCAGGAUGGAGGACGAGGAAGGCCCUGAGUAUGGCAAACCUGACUUUGUGCUUUUGGACCAAGUGACCAUGGAGGACUUCAUGAGGAACCUGCAGCUCAGGUUCGAGAAGGGCCGCAUCUACACCUACAUCGGUGAGGUGCUGGUGUCCGUGAACCCCUACCAGGAGCUGCCCCUGUAUGGGCCUGAGGCCAUCGCCAGGUACCAGGGCCGUGAGCUCUAUGAGCGGCCACCCCAUCUCUAUGCUGUGGCCAACGCCGCCUACAAGGCAAUGAAGCACCGGUCCAGGGACACCUGCAUCGUCAUCUCAGGGGAGAGUGGGGCAGGGAAGACAGAAGCCAGUAAGCACAUCAUGCAGUACAUCGCUGCUGUCACCAAUCCAAGCCAGAGGGCUGAGGUGGAGAGGGUCAAGGACGUGCUGCUCAAGUCCACCUGUGUGCUGGAGGCCUUUGGCAAUGCCCGCACCAACCGCAAUCACAACUCCAGCCGCUUUGGCAAGUACAUGGACAUCAACUUUGACUUCAAGGGGGACCCGAUCGGAGGACACAUCCACAGCUACCUACUGGAGAAGUCUCGGGUCCUCAAGCAGCACAUGGGUGAAAGAAACUUCCACGCCUUCUACCAAUUGCUGAGAGGCAGUGAGGACAAGCAGCUGCAUGAACUGCACUUGGAGAGAAACCCUGCUGUAUACAAUUUCACACGCCAGGGAGCAGGACUCAACAUGACUGUGCACAGUGCCUUGGACAGUGAUGAGCAGAGCCACCAGGCAGUGACCGAGGCCAUGAGGGUCAUCGGCUUCAGUCCUAAAGAGGUGGAGUCUGUGCAUCGCAUCCUGGCUGCCAUAUUGCACCUGGGAAACAUCGAGUUUGUGGAGACGGAGGAGGGUGGGCUGCAGAAGGAGGGCCUGGCAGUGGCCGAGGAGGCACUGGUGGACCAUGUGGCUGAGCUGACGGCCACACCCCGGGACCUCGUGCUCCGCUCCCUGCUGGCUCGCACAGUUGCCUCGGGAGGCAGGGAACUCAUAGAGAAGGGCCACACUGCAGCUGAGGCCAGCUAUGCCCGGGAUGCCUGUGCCAAGGCAGUGUACCAGCGGCUGUUUGAGUGGGUGGUGAACAGGAUCAACAGUGUCAUGGAACCCCGCGGCCGGGAUCCUCGGCGUGAUGGCAAGGACACAGUCAUUGGCGUGCUGGACAUCUAUGGCUUCGAGGUGUUUCCCGUCAACAGUUUCGAGCAGUUCUGCAUCAACUACUGCAACGAGAAGCUGCAGCAGCUAUUCAUCCAGCUCAUCCUGAAGCAGGAACAGGAAGAGUACGAGCGCGAGGGCAUCACCUGGCAGAGCGUUGAGUAUUUCAACAACGCCACCAUUGUGGAUCUGGUGGAGCGGCCCCACCGUGGCAUCCUGGCCAUGCUGGACGAGGCCUGCAGCUCUGCUGGCACCAUCACUGACCGAAUCUUCCUGCAGACCCUGGACACGCACCACCGCCAUCACCUACACUACACCAGCCGCCAGCUCUGCCCCACAGACAAGACCAUGGAGUUUGGCCGAGACUUCCGGAUCAAGCACUAUGCAGGGGACGUCACGUACUCCGUGGAAGGCUUCAUCGACAAGAACAGAGAUUUCCUCUUCCAGGACUUCAAGCGGCUGCUGUACAACAGCACGGACCCCACUCUACGGGCCAUGUGGCCGGACGGGCAGCAGGACAUCACAGAGGUGACCAAGCGCCCCCUGACGGCUGGCACACUCUUCAAGAACUCCAUGGUGGCCCUGGUGGAGAACCUUGCCUCCAAGGAGCCCUUCUACGUCCGCUGCAUCAAGCCCAAUGAGGACAAGGUAGCUGGGAAGCUGGAUGAGAACCACUGUCGCCACCAGGUCGCAUACCUGGGGCUGCUGGAGAACGUGAGGGUCCGCAGGGCUGGCUUCGCUUCCCGCCAGCCCUACUCUCGAUUCCUGCUCAGGUACAAGAUGACCUGUGAAUACACAUGGCCCAACCACCUGCUGGGCUCCGACAAGGCAGCCGUGAGCGCUCUCCUGGAGCAGCACGGGCUGCAGGGGGAUGUGGCCUUUGGCCACAGCAAGCUGUUCAUCCGCUCGCCCCGGACACUGGUCACACUGGAGCAGAGCCGAGCCCGCCUCAUCCCCAUCAUUGUGCUGCUAUUGCAGAAGGCAUGGCGGGGCACCUUGGCGAGGUGGCGCUGCCGGAGGCUGAGGGCUAUCUACACCAUCAUGCGCUGGUUCCGGAGACACAAGGUGCGGGCUCACCUGGCUGAGCUGCAGCGGCGAUUCCAGGCUGCAAGGCAGCCGCCACUCUACGGGCGUGACCUUGUGUGGCCGCUGCCCCCUGCUGUGCUGCAACCCUUCCAGGACACCUGCCACGCACUCUUCUGCAGGUGGCGGGCCCGGCAGCUGGUGAAGAACAUCCCCCCUUCAGACAUGCCCCAGAUCAAGGCCAAGGUGGCUGCCAUGGGGGCCCUGCAAGGGCUUCGUCAGGACUGGGGCUGCCGACGGGCCUGGGCCCGAGACUACCUGUCCUCUGCCACUGACAAUCCCACAGCAUCAAGCCUGUUUGCUCAGCGACUAAAGACACUUCGGGACAAAGAUGGCUUCCGGGCUGUGCUCUUUUCAAGCCAUGUCCGCAAGGUGAACCGCUUCCACAAGAUCCGGAACCGGGCCCUCCUGCUCACAGACCAGCACCUCUACAAGCUGGACCCUGACCGGCAGUACCGGGUGAUGCGGGCCGUGCCCCUUGAGGCGGUGACGGGGCUGAGCGUGACCAGCGGAGGAGACCAGCUGGUGGUGCUGCACGCCCGCGGCCAGGACGACCUCGUGGUGUGCCUGCACCGCUCCCGGCCGCCAUUGGACAACCGCGUUGGGGAGCUGGUGGGCGUUUUGGCCGCACACUGCCAGGGGGAGGGCCGCACCCUGGAGGUUCGCGUCUCCGACUGCAUCCCACUAAGCCAUCGCGGGGUCCGGCGCCUCAUCUCCGUGGAGCCCAGGCCGGAGCAGCCAGAGCCCGAUUUCCGCUGCGCUCGCGGCUCCUUCACCCUGCUCUGGCCCAGCCGCUGAGCGCCCGCACCCGCCGCACCCCGAGGCCGCCAAUUGUCCGCCCCGCCAGCGCUGCAAAUAAACCUUCUGAGUCAGCC